Molecule: messenger RNA, 993 nt
Organism: Enterobius vermicularis (human pinworm)
Lineage: Eukaryota; Metazoa; Nematoda; Chromadorea; Rhabditida; Oxyuridae
Source: the annotation of a GenBank genome assembly
GUAGGAGAAGGAGUAGCCGACAACGAAGUGCCAAGCGAAAUAGUUUUUGUAGAACCUAUACAAACUCGAGCAAUCGAAAAAGGAAAAAUACCAUACGAUCGUUAUUUACUACCAAUGGAAAAUGUUACUGUUCCAAUUUUCACCGCACAAAGUGGAGCUGGAUAUAUUAAAUUUAUUGAAAAUGAUUCAAGGCUUCUAAACAUUACUGAAAGUGAGCACCUGAUCUUAUUGCGGCAAAAAUAUCGGAAAACUAUUUUUUCACCUGAUCCGUCAAAUGCUAGCGAAACUAUGGAAGAGCUAUGGGCUUCUACAGACGAAUUUGAAAAAGAAGAAGAUUUUGUCGCAAAACAAAGACAACGUUUAGAUGAUGAACUGAUUAAGAAAUAUGGAACAGCUGGAAAAGCGUAUCGUUACGUACGAAGAUGCACAGAACAGUUUUCAUAUUUGGUCGAUUAUAAUGAUGGAGAAUAUUAUUACUGCCUUUACGAAGUCUCUGCACACGCUUAUAAUUGGUACGAAGCAGAAGCCUACUGUAACAAAGUUUACAAGGGGCAUUUGUUAUCAAUAAAAGAUCAAGAAGAAGCUGAAUUUGUUAAACGUAAGCAUUUUAAGAGAGCCUAUAAGCAACUGGGGUCAUCGACGGGAGGCGGUUUAAGUAUUGUUUGGAAUAAGACAAGUUCAAAAAAUUACCUACAUGACUCUUUAAAACGGAAGAAUUACCAUCUAGGACUGUUACUAACACCAUAUGGUGAGACCGAGCCGCAUGUAACAUUCACUCGAAUCCUUGGAAUUAACGGAAGUCAGAAGGAAAUUCACAAAUUUACUGACGGAACCGAUGCUGAUUAUGUUAUGAAUAGAAUCGCGCUAAUUUAUGGCAGUCAGUGGAUGAGUGAUAUUUGGAGAAUAAUGCAUUUAAAAUCUCAUCGUCAGGGAUUCUGUUACUCAUUUCAGCGUCACUGUGAAAAUUUUGUUGAGGCGAAAUGCAAAGGUUAA